AUGCGGUCGACGCCCCAUUGGUUCGCUGCCUUCGCUAUCGCUUUAGUCGCGACGAGCCCAUUGGUCACUGCUUCGCCAACCGGUACCAACAACUGCAAGAAGAAUGAGUUUUGGUGGGGAGACGUGGGCGCUUGCCUUCCGAACGGAGGUCCUUCGGUAGUCCCUCGCCCACCUGCCGGUGUCGAGUGUCCGGCUACGGGGUACUACUGGGGUGAAAAGCUGAAAUGCUGCGUGCCUAGGCACAACCCACCUAAUAAACCUUCGAAGCCCGAGUGCAAGAAAGAUUGGGAAUGGAAUCCUGUUGUAAAGAGAUGCUUGCCUACUCCUCCCAAGCCGGAGCCUCCCAAACCCACCUUGCCUAAGCCGGAGCCUCCCAAACCUCAGCCCCCAAAGCCUACCCCACCCAAGCCGGAGCCUCCCAAACCUCAGCCCCCAAAGCCUACCCCGCCUAAGCCGGAGCCACCGAAGCCUCAGCCUCCCAAACCUACCCCUCCAAAGCCUCAACCACCCAAACCUACCCCUCCAAAGCCUCAACCACCCAAACCUACCCCUCCAAAGCCUCAACCACCCAAACCUACCCCUCCAAAGCCUCAACCACCCAAACCGACCUCUCCAAAGCCUCAGCCUCCCAAACCUACGCCGCCUAAGCCAGAGCCUCCCAAGCCUACACCGUCCAAAUCAUGGUCGCACCCUCACUAUCCUAAGCGAAACGUCCCUCUGCGAGAAUCCCUCUGCCCGCGAGGCUUGCAAGCAUGUCCGAUCGGAGGUUCAGGCGCCGAAGAUUAUGAGUGCCUUGACACUCUCGUCGAAUUGGAAUCGUGCGGCGGGUGUGCCUCGAACGGAACUGGUCAAGAUUGUACAGCCAUCCAGGGUGCCUGGAAUGUAGGCUGUGAGCAAGGAGUGUGUAAAGGUGAUUGA
This is a messenger RNA of Coprinopsis cinerea okayama7#130, 918 nucleotides long. RefSeq names its product priA protein. NCBI's taxonomy places the organism in Eukaryota, Fungi, Basidiomycota, Agaricomycetes, Agaricales, Psathyrellaceae. Bases 1 to 918 code for a protein of 305 amino acids. The transcript has 2 exons. The record is from RefSeq and is a predicted model, not a curated record.